Brassica napus (rape) is the source of this 486-nucleotide messenger RNA. RefSeq lists its product as uncharacterized. Lineage: Eukaryota; Viridiplantae; Streptophyta; Magnoliopsida; Brassicales; Brassicaceae. The record is from RefSeq and is a predicted model, not a curated record. The coding region runs from base 1 to 486 and encodes 161 amino acids. Gene Ontology annotation, molecular function: nucleic acid binding; RNA-DNA hybrid ribonuclease activity. The transcript has a single exon.
AUGGCAAGCAGCUCAGAGAGAGAGAGAGAGGGGUCCACUAAGGAGGGACGUGUUAGAGCUCCGGAGGCCUAUGUCAUCCAGGAGGUGCAAGGCUUUGUAGAUGCAGCGUGGAAUGCUGGCACCAGUGGCGGAGGAUUUGGCUGCAUCUUUAAGGACCGCAAUGACAGGUUUCUCCAUCAAGUUUCAUCAAACCGUAGCAAUGUCGGCUCUGCCUUAGUUGCAGAAGCUCUUGCGGUUAAAGCUGGCCUGAAGGCAGCUCGGUCUAUGGGUCUGAGCAAUCUGAUCAUUCGAUCGGAUUCCAGGUCCCUGAUCAUGGCCAUCACAUCACACGAGAGGAUAGUAGAAGCUCAAGGAGUUAUGUUUGAUAUUUAUCACCUGUGUAAUGCGUUUUCUUCUGUUUCGUUUCGUUACAUCCCAAGGGAAAACAAUGCUGAAGUAGAUGCCUUAGCUAAGGCCGCUCUGCGAAGGCUUCCUAACUCUGGUUGA